GGCCCAGGGGCUGGCCAGGAGGUGGGGUGAGGUGGAGAAGCCCCGGGGGUGGGGGGAGCAAGAAUUCCACCUGGCCAGCCGCCUGGCUGUGGGCCCAGAGCCGACAGGGUUGCCUUUGUCAGGUGGGGAGAUGUGAGUCCAAGGCUAGACCCUGAGGCUAGCCUGGGAAGAGAGUCAAGGAAGAUUUGGGUAGUGUGGCUGCCAGGUGGGAGGGAGCCCGGGCCCCUCACUUCACGGGUGGGCCGCUCUUGGUGGUGACUGGUGGCAGGAGGGCACCGGGGGUCCCCACUUCCUGCUUGAGGCUGGAGUUCCCAUGGGCGCUGUGAGCUGGUUCCAGUGCCAGGGGCCAGGGCCAGAGGUGGUUUGGGGUGGGCAGCAGGGAGGAGCCGCAGCAGGCGGGGCGCCCCGGCCGCAGACGCCCCCACCCGGCCUGGGCGCGACUCCACCCUCCUCUCGAGGCGCCGAGGAAUGGGGAGUUGACAACCUCCAGGCUGAGGCUGGAGACGCUGCACCCUCCCUGCCCGCCCCCCCCCCACAAGGGCGUUGGGGCCCAACCCCGGAGUUCGGCUCCAGCCCCACCCACGGGCCGCCCUGCCCUGGAAGGGCAGAGAACAGGCAGCCUCUGGUGUCACCUGGGACAGGAGGGCCCAGAGCCACAAGAGAGUGACGGUCCCUGCGAAGCUAGUUCCCCUGAUAGCAGAGGUCUGGGGGACCCUCCAGGACCUCCAGCUGAACAGCGGACAGGCACCCCCCUGACCAUCCCACCCCCAGCAG
This is a messenger RNA of Choloepus didactylus (southern two-toed sloth), 774 nucleotides long. Its product is annotated as proline-rich protein HaeIII subfamily 1-like. Bases 314 to 667 code for a protein of 117 amino acids. The transcript has 2 exons. The record is from RefSeq and is a predicted model, not a curated record. NCBI's taxonomy places the organism in Eukaryota, Metazoa, Chordata, Mammalia, Pilosa, Megalonychidae.